AUGGCCGACUCGAAGGCGCUGGAGAGGCGAGGUUAUUCGCUGGGCGACACCCUGGGCGAGGGGUCGUACGGCAAAAUCAAAUCUGCCUACUCCAGCAAAUGGAAGACGCACGUGGCGAUCAAAAUUAUCAACAAAAGAAAAGUCCCGGCGCUCAUCCUGGACAAGUUCCUGCCCAGGGAGCUGGAGAUCGCGGCGUCCCUGAAACAUCGCAACAUUCUGCAGAUCUUUGAGAUCAUAGAGGAGCGUCGCGGCAAGGUCUACGUGGUGACGGAGCUGUGCGAGGGCGGCGACCUCAUGGACCUGAUCAUGUCCCGAGGAGCGCUCGCGGAGGAGCCGUGCCGCAGGCUCUUCAGGCAGCUGUGCCACGCCGUCAGGUACCUGCACGACAGGGACCUGGUGCACCGAGACCUCAAGUGUGAAAACCUUCUUCUGGACAAGGACCACAACCUCAGAGUUGCAGACUUUGGCUUCAGCAGGAGGUUGGCGUACGAGGCCGGGCGCGUCGUGCUCAGCGAAACGUUCUGCGGCUCCGGCGUCUACGCGGCACCCGAGGUUCUGCAGAACGUUCCCUACGACCCCAAAGCCUCUGAUGUUUGGAGCACGGGCGUCGUCCUGUACAUCAUGCUGUUCGCCCUGAUGCCUUACGAUGACUCCAAUCUCAUGAACAUGGUGAGGACGCAGCUGGCGCACUACGUCCCCUUCCCGAGCGAGGCGAGCGUUUCGCCGGAGGUCAGGGAACUCAUGGCGAGCGUCCUGCAUCCCGAGGUGACGCGGCGGCUGAAGGUGGCCGAGGUGCUGCAGCAUCCCUGGCUUCGUCCUGAUUGGUCGGCUCCCUCUGCCGUCACAGGUCGCUGCACACCUGAGAAUUGGGGCGACCGCAGCUGA
This is a messenger RNA of Myripristis murdjan (pinecone soldierfish), 885 nucleotides long. RefSeq names its product testis-specific serine/threonine-protein kinase 1-like. Gene Ontology annotation, cellular component: cytoplasm. The transcript is spliced from 3 exons. Bases 1 to 885 code for a protein of 294 amino acids. Lineage: Eukaryota; Metazoa; Chordata; Actinopteri; Holocentriformes; Holocentridae. Gene Ontology annotation, biological process: intracellular signal transduction; protein phosphorylation; microtubule cytoskeleton organization. The record is from RefSeq and is a predicted model, not a curated record. Gene Ontology annotation, molecular function: ATP binding; tau-protein kinase activity.